AUGCCCGCGACUGUAGAGACGGAUACGAUUCGUAUCCUGGUGGCGACAGAUAACCAUGUCGGGUUCGAGGAGCGAGAUGCCAUUCGCAAAGAUGACAGUUGGCGGACCUUUGACGAGAUUCUGACCCUAGCACGCACCGAAGAUGUACGAGGCGCCGUUCCUCCCAUACCCGCAACGUUUGCUAAUUUGUCGCAGGUUGACAUGGUCCUUUUAGCUGGCGAUCUGUUUCACGAUAACAAGCCCUCACGAAAGUCAUUGUACCAGGUCAUGCGAACACUCCGGCAAAACUGUCUUGGCCUGAAGCCGUGCCCGCUCGAAUUCCUCUCCGACGCCGCGACCGUCUUCGAAGGCGCAUUCCCCCACGUCAACUAUGAAGACCCCGAUAUCAACAUUUCUAUUCCAGUCUUUUCCAUCCAUGGCAAUCACGACGACCCCUCCGGCGACGGUAACCUCUGCUCGCUCGAUCUCCUGCAAGCCUGCGGGCUGCUCAACUACUACGGUCGAGUGGCAGAGGCCGACAACAUCGAGGCACGGCCGAUCCUCCUGCAAAAAGGCGAGACGAAACUGGCACUCUUUGGGCUGAGCAAUGUCCGCGACGAGCGAAUGUUUCGAACAUUCCGGGAUCACAAGGUCAAAUGGUUCAAGCCCGCUGCUGAGACUGGAGACUGGUUCAAUCUGCUGGCCGUGCACCAAAAUCACCACGCACACACGGCCACUUCAUAUCUUCCAGAAAAUGUGCUGCCCGACUGGAUGAAUCUGAUUGUAUGGGGCCAUGAGCACGAAUGUUUAAUUGACCCUACGCAGAACGCAGAAACCGGAUUCCACGUCAUGCAGCCUGGCUCCUCGGUCGCAACAUCACUAGUACCAGGCGAAGCGGUUCAGAAGCACGUGGCUAUCGUGAGCAUCACUGGAAAGGAGUUCAAAAUGGACAAAAUUCCAUUGAAAACAGUUCGCCCGUUUGUCACGAGAGAAAUUAUUCUAAAUCAGGAUAAGCGCUUCAAGGGCUUGGACAAAAAAAAGGACAACCGGCAAGAGGUCACGCGUAGACUGAUGGAGGUCGUGGAAGAGAUGAUUGAACAGGCAAACGCAGAGUGGGAAGCUAUCCAAACAGAUCAGGAAGCUUUGGAAGAGCCUCCACUGCCGUUGAUCCGUCUCAAGGUCGAAUAUACAGCGCCCGAAGGAGGUGUCUUUGAAUGCGAAAACCCACAGAGAUUGUCCAACAGGUUUGUCGGCAAGGUGGCGAAUACCAACGACGUGGUAUACUUUUACCGCAAGAAGACGGUUCAGCGAAAGGCCACGGCCGAAGCUCCCGUGGAAAUGCUGGAGAGCCUGGAAGACGGCAGCGACAUAGUCAAGGUCGACUCGCUGGUCCAAGAUUUUCUUUCUGCACAGUCACUCAAGGUUCUUCCGCAAGGCCCCUUUAGCGAGGCUGUGAACCAAUUCGUCGCAAAAGAUGACAAGCACGCCAUGGAGCUGUUUGUUUCUGAGCAUCUUACGGGCCAGGUGAAGCAGAUGCUUGGGCUCGAGUCUGACGACGAGGAUCUGAACAGCGCCAUGGAGAUUUACAGGACGAGGGUUGAGAAACAACUGGAGAGUGGUCUCAAGGCGGCCCCCGGACAGCGCCGUCGCGUGCUCCGACCGAAACCGGCGACGUGGGACACUGAUUUCGACGGCGAGUGGGAAGACGCCCCUGACGCCUGGACAUACGAGGCUGUUGGCGAUGGCAGCUUAGUCGCCGGCUCGGCGGCCUCUCGGGUCACCGAAUCACUGCUUGACGAGGAGGAAGCGCCGCCCCCAAAAACAACGCGACGCGCAGCGGCCACCAAAAAGGCCCCAGCGAAGAAAGCACCGGCCAAAAAGGCCCCCGCGAAGAAGGCGCCGGCCAAAAAGGCCACGACGGCGCGGGGCCGCGCCCGCAAGCUGCCGUUUGUGGGGUCGGACGAGGAAGAGGAAGAUGUGUUGAUGGAGUUAGACGAGGAGGAGGAAGACGUGUUGGUGGAGUCAGACGAGGAGCCGGAGCCCGCGCCGCCGCCAAAGCGAGCCACGCGCGUGGCACCGGCAAAAAAGGCCGCGGCAGCUAAGAAGCCUGCCGCAGCCCCAAAGACGACCGCUGCGCCGAGAGCCACGAGAGCCCGACAGGCAACGCAGACUACGCUGGAUUUCUCGCAGAAGUCGGGGACGCAGACCAAGGGCGUUGAGAUUAGCGACGAUGAAAUUUCUGAGGACGAUGCAUUUGAGCCUCCGCCCGCAACAGCGACAAGGUCAAGAAGGCGAUAG
Cordyceps militaris CM01 is the source of this 2277-nucleotide messenger RNA. RefSeq names its product DNA repair protein rad32. Gene Ontology annotation, cellular component: nucleus; Mre11 complex. Gene Ontology annotation, biological process: mitotic intra-S DNA damage checkpoint signaling; telomere maintenance; double-strand break repair via homologous recombination. The transcript is spliced from 2 exons. NCBI's taxonomy places the organism in Eukaryota, Fungi, Ascomycota, Sordariomycetes, Hypocreales, Cordycipitaceae. The record is from RefSeq and is a predicted model, not a curated record. The coding region runs from base 1 to 2277 and encodes 758 amino acids. Gene Ontology annotation, molecular function: 3'-5'-DNA exonuclease activity; manganese ion binding; DNA endonuclease activity.